AUGACCUCCUGGCUCGGGACCGCCCUCGUCAUCCUCUUUGCUAUGGUCGGUAGGAUACUCGCGGGUCUAUUUGCGAGUAUAAAAUUCUUCAAGAAUAGAAGAUCAUCGCGGGCGGCCCGGGCGACUUUCCAGUCCCACAUCGAGUAUCCAGUAACGAACCUGCUGCACGCCGGAGGAGAAUCCAGUCAUCGAUUCACCAAAGAAUACCAGAUGAAGACACUGCAGUGCAGCCAUUCUUAUCGGAUUAGGACUCUGGUACAAGUGGUGGAGGCCAACCACGAAGGAAAACCUUACAAAUCUACAACCGCAAGUGGAGAGGGCCAGGAGCAUGGACCGGUGUUCCUGCUGGAGCCGCCGGCGCGCCUGGCCUUCGCCAACAGCACGGGGGCACGCGUUUCGUGCGCGGCACACGGCGCGCCUCCGCCCACUAUCACAUGGCAGCUGCCCGACGGCACGCCGCUCGAUGACGUGCCUGGACUCAGACAAGUGCUGGACAACGGCACGCUGGUAUUUCUGCCGUUCUCUGCGGCGCAGUACCGGCAGGAGGUGCACGCCGCGCUGCUCCGAUGCCGCGCGCACAACGCGCACGGCGCCAUCCUUUCGCGCGACAUGCGCGUUCACGCCGUGGUGUGGCAGGAGUGGCAGGCACAGGUGACGGCGACGCGCGCGGUCAUGGGCGGACCGGCACUGCUCACCUGCUCGGCGCCCGCGGCACUCCGCGACCACGCCUCCGUUGCCGCCUGGUACCGAGACGAUGCCGUCCUUACACCUGCUGACCACCUCUCGGGGCCUACUUUGCUGCUAGAGGAGGGGUGGCGGCUAGUAGUGCGCGCGGUGCGGGCAGAAGAUGCGCGCGCGCAGUACGCCUGCUCCGUGCUCGACGCGCUCACAGGCGAACGCCGCAGGAGCGCGCCCGCUACUAUCGAUAUCGUCCCAAUGAGCGUAGCAUCUGCACCGCGUGCCCUGCUGCCGGGCCCGUGGGAGACGAGCGUGCGCCGUGGCGGCGACGCGGUUCUACCCUGCCUCGUCUCUGCUAAUCCUCCGCCUACCGUCAGUUGGUACCGCGAGUCGGGCGUGGGCGUGCUGCGUGAGGUGCGUGCGGGCGCUGGGGGCGAGGCGGGCGGGCGCUACAGCGCGGCGGCAGACGCGCUAGCCGUGCGCCGCGCUGAACCGGCAGACGCAGGCCGCUGGGCAUGCCGCGCCGCCAACCCGCACGGCCACGUCACAUUGCGCCUGCAUCUCGCGCUCCGGGCUCAUCUCACCGUGCACGUGCAGCCGCACACCCAGGUGGUAAACAGUGGCGGCACGGCCACGAUAAACUGCACGUGGAGCGGGUGGCCGGCGCCGCGGCUGGAGUGGCUGCACGACGGAGCACCAGUACGCGCGGGCGUGGCCGGCCGGUUGCGCGUGCUGGCCGGCGGAGCGCAGCUGGUCGUGCCUGCCGUGCGCCGCGCCGACCAGGGCGUCUACCAGUGCAUGGCACGCAAUGAGCGCGACUCCGCACAAGCCAGCGCCGAGCUGCGACUCGGAGACACAGCGCCGGAGCUGCAGUACACGUUCAUCGAGCAAGUGCUGCGGCCGGGGCAAGUGGUGACGCUCAAGUGCUCCGCCACGGGCGCCCCGCCACCUCACUUCACCUGGCUGCUCGACGGACAGCAGCUCAACACCAUGAGCAGAGGACACAGAUACAGUGUGGAACAAUUUGCGACAAAAACCAACGACGUAGUGAGCUACCUGAACAUAUCGUCGGUGAGGUCUGAGGACGGCGGCCUCUACACUUGCCGGGCGGCCAAUUCCCUCGGGGAAGUGUCCCACACCUCCAGGCUGAACAUUUAUGGGCCGCCGUACGUGAGAUCGAUUGGGCCCAUUAGAGCGGUAGCGGGCCGGGAGCUCGUAUUGUACUGUCCCUAUUCAGGCUAUCCAAUCAGUUCUGUGAAGUGGGAGCGAGACGGCAGUCAGGUUGAGUGGGACGGCAACGCGGAGGGCGCGCUGCGUCUAGCUCGCGUCGAACCCGCGCACGCCGGCGCCUACUCCUGCGCGGUGACCGGCCCGCAUGGCGAAAUCGCACGCAGGGAGCUGCAGCUCAUUGUCAGCAAUCCUCCCGAGAUCGAACCGUUCUCCUUCUCCGCCAACUUACAAGAAGGCAAGCGGGCGCAAGUGAGCUGCAGCGUGACGUCAGGCGACAUGCCCGUGCACUUCACCUGGCUCAAGGACAACGCUCCCAUACCCUCCAGUCUGCAGGUGGAAGAGCGAGGUGCUGAUUUUUUCAGCAAUCUUGUGUUCAAGGAAGUGUCUGCCCGCCACAGCGGUCUUUACACUUGUGUGGCCUCCAAUACCGCCGCCAAAGUUAACUAUACCGCAGAACUGGUAGUUAAAGUGUCACCUAAAUGGGUGACGGAGCCUAAGGAUGAGGCGGUGCUGGCGGGGGAGCCGCUGGCACUGCACUGCCAGGCCACUGGCUCGCCCACGCCGCACCUUACCUGGCUUAAGCAGAGAGUAGGAUCUCCGCCUGAAUUCGUGCCGCUGGUGAACCUAGGCGGGCGGCUACAGUUCCUGGGCAACGGCUCGCUGUGGUUGGAGGGCGCGUUGCCUUACGACGAGGGCCACUACAUGUGUCGCGCAGAGAACGGUGUCGGCUCUCCCCUCACCAAGACUAUAUUUGUUGCUAUUAAUGAGCCGGCGCGGUUCGAGCUGACAUCACACAACGUGUCGGCGCGGCGCGACGCGGCCGCCACAUUGACGUGCGAGGCACGCGGGGACGCCCCACUACGGCUCACCUGGACCCGCGGCCCCCGGCCCCUGGACCUCUCUACUUACAGACUUAGUAUAUCGGAGGCAAAGACUGAUAGCGGUUUGCGGUCGCAGCUGUACAUCAGCCGCACGGAGCGGCAGGACUCCGGAGUCUACAAGUGCCAGGCCGUCAACGCCUUCGGACACAGCGACCACUACAUUUAUCUUUCCGUCCAAGAGAAGCCCGAGACGCCGCAGUCGCUGUCGGUGACGGAGAUCCUGAGUCGCGCGGUGCGGCUGGCCUGGAGCCAGGGCUUCGACGGCAACUCGGCGCUGCAAGCGUACACCGUGCAGCAUUGCGCGCUAUCCGUCCGCGCAGCGCACUGGGAUUCCGCCACCACGCUCAACGUCUCCGUCCACGACGCCCAAGAUGCCCACGCCGCGCUUGUGCCCCACGCCCACGCCGCCCACCUGCCGCACGCCGCGCACGCGCCGCACUUGCCGCACUCACAUAUUAUACUGACCAAAAAAGGCGACAUUCACUACGAGGCUUUGUUGGGCAACCUUAAACCUCACACCGCCUACAUGAUUCGCAUCGCUGCCAUCAACGAGAUCGACCGCAGUGCAUUCACUGAACCUGUCGUUGUCAAGACUCAAGAAGAAGCGCCGUCGGAGGCGCCGAGCAACGUGCAAGUGACGGCGGGCGGGCCGGGCGAGCUGCAUGUGGCGUGGCGGCCGCCGGCGCGAGACGCCUGGCACGGUGACCUGCUCGGCUACUCCGUCACCUGCACCGAGCUGGGCGUGGCGGGCGAGCCCGAUAUGCCCCCCCUCGUAGGCAGCAACGCCUCCAGGACGCUAACUGUCAACGGAUGGUCCGCUACCGAGCUGAGCCUGUCGGCCCUAAAGAAGUUCACCCGGUACGAAGUGCGUGUGCGCGCGUUCAACGGUGUCGCGGCCGGGCCCGCAUCCGCACCCGUCACCGCCACCACACUAGAAGGAGUUCCCGAGUCGCACCCAACGCGCGUGUCGUGCACGGCGCUUUCGUCGUCCAGUAUAAAGGUGUCGUGGAGCCCGCCGUCGCACGAACACCGCGGUGGGAUCAUACAGGGCUACAAGGUCAUCUACGUACCCCUCACUAUAAACCAUGUACAUAAAAAAAUGCAUUUAACUAUAGCGGAUGUGGCGGAAAUCAAGCGCGUGACUACGACAGAUACGUACCUGCACACGCUGCACAAGUACACCAACUACUCGAUACAGGUGCUGGCCUUCACGGGCGCCGGAGAUGGCAAGCGCAGCCCGCCCGUCUACUGCAUCACCGAGGAGGACGUACCCUCAGCGCCAGAAAAGAUAAAGGCGCUGGCGUACUCCAGCGACUCAGUGCUCGUCAGCUGGUUGCCGCCGGUGCAUCCCAACGGCGUCAUAUCGCACUACACCGUCUACUUCAGGGAGGCGGGCCGGCUGGGUAAACACUCGAGCUUCACGGUGUCAGCAGACAAGAACCCCGAGCUGGAGCUGAUGUUCCAGGUGCGCAACCUGCUGGAGAGCCAGAUGUACGAGUUUUGGGUGUCUGCCACCACCGGCUCCGGCGAGGGCGAGUCCACGCACGUCGUGGGCCUGGGGCCUAGCUCACGAAUCCCAGCGCGCAUUGCGUCAUUCGGCGGGCGGCGUGCGGUGCGCGCGGGACACGGCACGCUGCUGGCGUGCACCUGCGUGGGGGUGCCGGCGCCGCGGUCGCGCUGGGCGCACGAGCGCACGCCCGUCACCCACCACGCCUUCUACCAGGUCACUCGCGCAGGACACUUGCAUAUUCGUGAGGUAAACGAGCAGUCGUCGGGUAACUUCUCGUGCACGGCCAGCAACAGCAUCGGCGAGGACACGAUUGUGUAUGCUGUGAUGGUUGUGGCGCCGCCGGCCGCGCCGCUGCUGUCGCUGCAGUACACCACGGCCACCACAGUCAGGCUGCAUUGGCGCCUGCCCGCUGACAAUCCAGAACCGGUCCUCGGUUACGUUUUACACUACAAGCAAGCUUCGGAGAGCGUGUGGCACAGUGUGGAGUUGUCGCCCGAGCUGAGCUCCUACACCAUGGACAUGCUGAAGUGCGGCACCACCUAUAACGCCAGGAUACAGGCGCAGAACAAGAUUUCCCUCGGACCGCCCAGUGAAAUACUUACCGCCACCACACGAGGGGGCCUUCCGAAGCCACCGAAGCCAGAAGACCACGUGCACAUGAACUCGUCGGCGAUUAAGAUUAACUUCUACGCGUGGCGCGACGGCGGCUGCCCCAUCCUCGGCUUCCGCGUCGCGUACCGGCGUGUCGGCGACGAACAUUGGAUAAAGGUGGGUGAAAGUCUAAGCGCAGCGAACUACGUGAUCGGCGCAUUGUCGCCGGCCACAUGGUACGAAGUGCUGGUGGAAGCGCGCAGCGACGCCGGCGCUGAACACGUACUGCUGCUCGCCGACACGCACACAGUCUCCGGAGGGCGCAUCCCGCCGCCGCAGCCGGCGCCCCCCGCGGCAGGCGGUGCGCGCACUGCAUCGCUGCGCACGGUGCUGGUGUCCUGCGCCGCCAGCGCGCUCGUCAUCGUGGCAGCGCUCGCCGCGCUGCUCUGCCUGUUGCAUGGCAAGCGCAGAUUUUUCUGCCUGUCCAACGACCACUACUUGCGAGAUAAUAGGAAGCUAAGCGAAAGUAACGAGGCUGAAAGAGAAAAACUCAGAGAGGGACAAAAACUAUAUUCUUCUUCUUCUAUCAACGGAAACGAGAAAUCGAAUGAUGAUUCGUCGGCGGAGUUGUACGAGAUAAGUCCAUACGCGACGUUCGGGGGCGGUGUGGGUGGUGUGGGGGGCGCAGGGAGUGGGGCCGCGGCGCACUCGCUGCAGUUCCGCACGCUGGCGCGCCGCGACGACGACGCCGCGCCGCCGCACCGCCGCCGCCGACGCUGCGACCACUACAGAUACGACGAAUCGAGUCUCUCGAACCGGUCUACGGUGGAGGCUCGGCACCGAAUGCGCGCGGCGUGUGCGGGCCCUGGCGGUGCGGGGACCGGGGGCGCCACGCCGGUGGGUUGGCGCGAGCGCUCCGACUCCGACGACUACAGCGACAGCGCCGCCAACACUACCACCAAAGGGUCGGGCGGCAGCGGCGGCGGCAGCGCUUACGGCAGCGGGCGGCGCACCGCCAGCAGCGGGGGGCAGAACGGGAGCGACGGCCUCUCUGGCAGCUUCGCUCCUGUCCCUCCCGAUAUUUCUUCAUUAAUUGACAAAUAUCAACAAAGAAAAGAACAGGAACGUAGGGAAUGUACUAUCCACGUAUAACAGUGCCACGGUCCAAAAUGUUAUACCAAACUGAAGAACCAUUUUAUAUGGCCUCUCUU
This is a messenger RNA of Papilio machaon (common yellow swallowtail), 6101 nucleotides long. RefSeq names its product Down syndrome cell adhesion molecule-like protein Dscam2 (gene Dscam3). Bases 1 to 6042 code for a protein of 2013 amino acids. The transcript has 40 exons. The record is from RefSeq and is a predicted model, not a curated record. Gene Ontology annotation, molecular function: protein binding. Lineage: Eukaryota; Metazoa; Arthropoda; Insecta; Lepidoptera; Papilionidae. Gene Ontology annotation, biological process: cell-cell adhesion.